Messenger RNA from Penicillium griseofulvum, 1125 nucleotides. RefSeq lists its product as uncharacterized. Lineage: Eukaryota; Fungi; Ascomycota; Eurotiomycetes; Eurotiales; Aspergillaceae. The transcript has 2 exons. The record is from RefSeq and is a predicted model, not a curated record. Gene Ontology annotation, molecular function: methyltransferase activity. The coding region runs from base 1 to 1125 and encodes 374 amino acids. Gene Ontology annotation, biological process: methylation.
AUGAACGACUCAUCACCAGAAGGAAAGGAAAGUGGUCGUUCGGGAAAUAGUCCCCAGCCCGACCUUGCAACCGCUGUCCCAAUUUAUGACCACUUACUUGACGAGAGGAAAUUCGACUAUGCCAGCAAGACCAUCGUUCCGUACCUGAACAAGCAAAGUAGUGAAUUCCGAGAACUCAGUCUUCUACGGAAAAAGGGAUGGGAAAACCCCAAGGGUGAUGUUUAUUUCAGAGCACAGCGUCGCAAUGCCGACCAGAGCUCUGAAAAGAAUGACAUCCACUUCCAUAACUUAAUGAAGAAGAUUGGAGAAGAGCUCCACCAAUCUAGCAAUGCGUUCAAAAUCCAGUCAAGAUACAAGGGGGGCCCUACAAUUCUCGAUACGUGCAUGGCCCCAGGUGGCUUUCUAGAGACAGCGUUAAAAUUGAACCCGCAUUCUCGUGCGGUUGCUUUCAGCCUCCCAGCCUCUUGCGGCGGCCACAAAAUUCGCCUCCCGAGAGCUUUCCAAGUUGACGUGCGCCACUUGGAUGUCACGAUGCUGGCUGCCGAUAUGGGCGUUAACAAUGUACCCCAAGACCACCCAGACGCACAUAAUUUCUUACCCCAGCAGCUCGGGCAGGGAGAGGCCUUUGAUCUGGUCAUAUGCGAUGGCCAAGUUCUCAGGACUCAUUUGCGCGCUCCUUAUCGAGAGAAGGUAGAAGCGCGAAGAUUGACUGCUACUCAAUUAGUUCUUGGCCUCCAACACUUAAGAAAUGGAGGAACUAUGGUUGUACUUCUUCAUAAGCUGGAAGCAUGGGACACGGCGAAUCUUAUCUGGCAAUUUACUCGCUUUGCCUCUGUGAAACUUAUUAAACCCAAGACAGGACAUGCCAAACGUUCCUCUUUCUACCUGGUGGCAAAAGAUAUUCAAGAUAAUCAUCCCGAGGCCGUCCGAAAUCUCUUGAAAUGGAAGAAAAUCUGGCGAUUGGCGACUUUUGGGUCAGAGGCGGAAUGUCGGAAAGAAAUCUUGGAUGAUUGUCUUCGUGUAGAAGAUUUCAUCGCGAACUUUGGCCCCAGGCUGGUUGAGCUGGGAAGAGAGAUUUGGAAAGUUCAAGCUGAUGCUCUGGCAAAAGCCCCUUUCAUCAAGUGA